This is a messenger RNA of Lytechinus variegatus (green sea urchin), 3317 nucleotides long. It is a transcript of the gene tmem231, whose product is annotated as transmembrane protein 231-like. The transcript has 7 exons. Gene Ontology annotation, cellular component: ciliary membrane; ciliary transition zone. Bases 30 to 971 code for a protein of 313 amino acids. The record is from RefSeq and is a predicted model, not a curated record. Gene Ontology annotation, biological process: regulation of protein localization; cilium assembly. Lineage: Eukaryota; Metazoa; Echinodermata; Echinoidea; Temnopleuroida; Toxopneustidae.
GAAUUCCAUAGCAGCCGACAAGCGUCAAAAUGGCGGUUCUGGAACUUUUUUCGAGUCCAAUUCGGACAAGAUAUAAUGCCAGCAUUUGCACCAAAGCUACUAUAUUUGCUGUUAUAGCUUUUCUUUUUACAGUAAUACCACCAUUCUUGAUCGCGUACAGAAGUGAAGGUUUUUGGAUCAAACAAGCAUACUACAGAGAGCAACCUGAUGUGAAGUUCAAACAUCAGAUCCUUCUCAUCCUCCAAACUGAUUCACAGAAUGGUUAUAUUACUUGGAGUACGUACCUCAACUUUAAUCUUCUUGAACAAGCAAACCUUCGGAUACCUCUUGUCAAGUCGAGAGAAGAAGACUCAAACAGAGAUGGAAAGAAGGAUAAAUUUAUUUUCUCUAUUGAGGUACCUGUUCUUGAUUCUGAGAAAGUACAUGGAGCUCAACUCAUUUUCAUUUUUGACUACAGAUUAUAUAGAUUCAGUGAUGUUAGAAUGGAAGCCAUGGGAUAUGUCAGUCAUACCUCAGCCAUACCUGGUGCAGAGCUGAAUAUGGAUGGAGAUCUUCGUCUUAGACUUAAACAGCCUCUAGCCCACAAGGGAUAUGACACAAGAUAUGAAGUCCCCAUUAUUGACUCAACCAGUGUAUUUGCUGAAGAUUAUACGUUAAGCAAGAUCUUUGCCUCCUAUCAACAGAGAAAUAUUUCCACACGUUUUGAGUGUGACUACCCAAUCUGGUUGACAGGAAGGGGAGCAGGCCAGCCUUUUACCAUCAAGGGAACCAUUUACUACCCAGAAGAGACCAUUGUAUAUAUUCCAGGUUUCUGGCAGGUCAUCAAGUACGGUUGGAUUCAAUACCUCUCGGUUUUGUUCCUCUUCAUAUUUCUGAUGGAGCGUGUCAAGGCAUUUGUCUUUGAGAACCAGAUCGUCAACACCAUCGUGCAGCAUCCGGUCCCUCUGACUUACAAGAAUCAUUUCACGUGAUAGUUGAUAAUCAAGCUUGCUUGUAAUUUUUUCAGUAAGUCUUCGACUACUGUGCAUUCCUGGCUUAGUACAGGGAUCAUGGGGUUCCAGUGGGAAUCGUUGAGUUAUGAAUCCUUUGUUUACUGUGGCAACAUCAGGCAGCAUGAGGCUUCCGCAAUGCCAGGUGAAUUGGAUUGUGUAGUCACUCAAGAAAACAUUGGAAGAAUACUAGGGAUCAUUCUUAGUUGUCUUUGUAACUACAUGUAUGCAUAGGAAUUUCCUAAGACUUCUGUCAUUGGCUGCUGUACAAAAUUUAAAAUUUGAGGGGGUACUUGAUUUUUGUACCAGGUACCUGUUUUUAUAUUAAAGAUUAUGAUAGGCUUGCAUGUACAUUUUUUUUCUUAACUGUACAUUGCAUCUCAGAAGAAAAAAAACAAACUAAGAAUUAUUAGUUUAUAUAACAAUUUAAUCACAAAUAAAAUUGAUAAAAGCUUUGAGUUUCCUCUUUGAUAUAGUACAACCUAUGUGAUCCCUCAUUCAUGCAUAAGUGAUUGAAAACAAAAUUCAAAGAAAGGAUACCCAUAAGUCACCUGUUGGAUGGUAUCUGAAUUUCAAAGCGAAAAUCAAAUGCCUUAAAAAUUUCCAUAUCUACCCUUGAAUUUGAUAAUUUUAUUAAGCAGUUGCAUUUUCAUGACUUUCCUAUCGUUGCACUAGUAUGGUUAACAAAAGACUUUAUGCAAGGCUGAUUUUCACUAAAUGGAAUGAUGAAAAAGUCCGAUAUCCAGCCUGAAAUAAUGUGGUCUUCAGUCAUGCAAUUGACCUCUAGAAAUCAUUAUGUAAUACACUAAAUAAUUCUUUGAUAUUUAUUCUAUUACAUUUUUUUUUCAAAUAUUUGUUUAUUUUCAUGUAGUUUAUGAUACAAAACUAUUCAAUAAAUGCACUGUUCCUCGGAUUAAUGGAGGAUCAAAGGAAUAGUGAAUACUUGAGUCUUGAUAAGCUAUCCCGAAAGUGUAAUGCAAAUCAAUGUUUUGUUGGAAAAAAUAGGGAAAAUAGAUAAUCAUGUAUCUUUACAUCUCAUUUUGAUGUAGUUUGACAAUUAUGUAUCUUUGCAGGAAUUUGUUCCCUGAAACGGAGAAGAGUAACAGCUGCUCUGUUAAAGCCAGGGUAAUAAUGUUGGAUUUGCAUGAGUGUGAUAUGCAGAUGAAUCUACCGAAGACAAUCUUUUGGGAUCACAGAAAUUUGUCCGACUUUGGCAGAUUUGACUUGUAUGCUUUUCACACUGCAUUUCCUUAACCCCAUACUAUCCUUGACCCCCGGCCGCACUAUCCUUAACCCAGACUAUCGCACAGGUCAUGAAUAUUGAUGAUUUUGCCUGCUGCCACACAGAGCAUGAUUAACAUGCAAUAUUGACUUCUGUGAUUGGCUAAUGCUUAGCCCCACAUUUCCUUAGCCCGGUUUUGUUUCAUAAUGCAUCUCUUAGCAUGGCAAUUGUGGUGCUAGCACGCAAGAAGCCAGUUAACCCUGCCUUUUUGCAGGCCAAGAUAGUACUGUACUAUGUAAUAUGCAAGCCCACUUUUCUAAAACAUAGUGUGAAACCAAAGUGGGCUAAGCUUAAUCCCGGGAAAUUGGUGGGGCUAAGACCCCCCCUCUUAGCCCCACUGAUUUAAGGGGUUAAGGAAAAUAAGUGCAGUGUGAAAAGCAUAUUAAAAGAUGUAAUAAGCUGAUGUUUACAUUUUCUUGCCUACAAAAUAUCCCUUAAUAGCUCAUUAUUUGACUUUUGGAAGGUGGGCUUAACAGAGUCUAGUUGUGUGUUCUCAUUAAUAUUCAAACAAAUGUGAUGCCAAAACCGAUUUGGCGGGUAAGAGAAAUGUAGGUUUUAGGACAAAACUUCAGUAUAGGAUGGAUUGAUUACCUGAGCAGGAACCAAUAGCACAUUGACUUUAUUUUGCAUUGUUUUGUAUAAUAGCAUUGUAAAUAGUGUACAAAGAAAAGUUGUAAAUUUCUUUUUAUAAUGUAAUGUACAUCAGUUGUAAAUCAAGUGAUUUUCACCUUGCCGUUGAUUAACUUAUUGAAAAAAAAUUGUUCAAAAGUUAGACUUUUCAUUACUUCUCAUUGUUCUACACUCUAUGAAUAUAAGUAACAGCCCCCUUUUUUCAUGUGUAACCCAAUGUCACUCUUGGAGCCCCUUUAAAGGGUGCAACUGUGCACCCUUCUCACCUCGGAACCAGAUCUGCCUUGAUUGCAGAUUUUGUGUUCUAUGGGGGCGGCAGGACAGGUGAGGUGUGUUGUAUAUUUUCACUCUCAUGUCUUAUUGGUGGAAAGGGGGUUUUCAUGGGCGACACCAAUUUUGUCUGGGCCGAGGAGAUA